AUGUCGAUCACUCGCUUGGAAGCUAUCUUUGGAGUUGCAGGACAGUUGAUUGGUUCCGUUUUCUACUGGCUCACAAUCGCAGUCAUAGUCUACUGCUUUCGCCGACGAAUUCCGGUCAACGAUCCCGCCUUCAUACCCUGCGUCGCCAUCUUCGGUUUGAUCAACUUCUUCCACGACUUGUAUCUGAUCGUCAACUACCCUUGGUCCAUCCUUGGGGUGUUCUUGAGACUAUACCUCGUACGCCUCAUCGUCGACUUUCAUGAGUCACGAAUCGCUCAGGCGUCGAUGGUCUCCAUGAUUGCUAUUGCCUACUCCCUGAGAGCUCAUUCAGAGGCUCGAAAUAGUGGGCCGGCCCAAAACGCGAGUAGAGGAACUCCGACCAAUUUCACGUUCAUUGAGUCAUGGGCCUUGAACACGACAUCCUCGAGGACUGCAAGGAGUAUGAGAAGAAUGCUGGUGUUACGAUCGUUUGGAUUUUCGAGUCCAUUCCGUCAAGGAGCGGAUGGUAGUCAAAGCUACACGAGGAAGUAG
Molecule: messenger RNA, 531 nt
Organism: Aureobasidium namibiae CBS 147.97
Lineage: Eukaryota; Fungi; Ascomycota; Dothideomycetes; Dothideales; Saccotheciaceae
Exons: 2
Coding region: 1-531 (176 amino acids)
Source: RefSeq, a predicted model, not a curated record